AUGUCCUCUCCAGCACUGCAAGCCAUUGUGAUCACGGAGCAGCCGGUGUCCGUCGCUGUCCCGGUGGGAUACUCCUUCACCCUGCGCUGCAGGGCCGAGGGCCGCGCCCCCCUGCAGUACCAGUGGUUUUGUCAGCACCAGCUUGUUUGCCAGCAGAUUCCAGGUGCCACCAAGCCAGACUUGCCCAUCACUGCACAGCAGACAGAACUCUACACCUGCAGAAUCAAUGACCUCUACAGAAAUGUCAUCUUUUCUGACUGGGUGAAGGUAGAGGUCCAUCCAUGUGUUGCCAGAGGAUUGCCCCCUCGGCUCUGGCGAGGAGAACCAGUCAUCAUCCUUAACCCUACUGAGCAGUGGGUGGAGGUGGGGAAGCUGCUACAGCUCCAGUGUGCUGCGGUGGGAGUCCCAGCACCUAGCUACCAGUGGUACCGGAAUGGCAACCUGCUGGACCACCAGAAGAAAAAAAAACUCUGGAUCACCCAUGCAAAGGUCAGUGACUCCGGCACGUACCUCUGCUGUGCCUCCAAUAGCCAUGGAGAGCACUGGACCAACGCUGUGGAUGUUCACAUAGGUACCUGUCACUCUGAAAAGUUUUUUGCUACAGGCAAGGUAGCUCUUUUAGUGGGCAACAACCGCUACCAUCAUCAUCCCAACCUGAUGGCUCCUGUCAAGGAUGUGUUUGAGCUGAGUCGUCUUCUGGAGCAGCUGGGCUUCCAGGUGGUCUCCCUUCUGGACCUGAACAAAGCUGAGAUGGUAGCAGCAGUCAGUCGGUUCCUGCAGCUCCUGGAGAAGGGAGUCUAUGCUAUAUUCUACUACGCUGGUCAUGGGUACGAACAUUUGGGGAGGAACUACAUGGUCCCCGUUGAUGCUCCACAACCCUAUACCCCUGAAAACUGCAUCAGCGUGCAGAGGAUCCUCCAGAAGAUGCAGCAGCAGCAGACGGCCCUGAACCUCGUCUUGCUGGACACCUGCAGAAAGUGGUAUAACCCAGAGUGUGCCCUCUCCCAGGUACAGCCACUGGCGCCCUGGGGCAACACCGUCUAUGGCUAUGCAACGAGCGAAGAUGCAGAAGCCUAUGAGUUGCAGGAUGGGGAGUUCAGCUCUGGGAUCUUCAUGAAAUAUCUGAAGAAACAUAUUCUGCAGGACAAGAAGGUUACACACAUGCUGGAAGAUGUGUUAGAAGACAUUGGCCGGGAUCCCUUGGUCACUGGGAAGCAGGUAAUGGAGAUCAAACACACUCUGAAGGAAGCCCGGUCCCUGACUGACCCCAUCUGUCCCCUGGGAGCAGCUGCUGAGCGCUGGGGACGCAGCCGCGAGCCAGUGAGUGAAAUGGUGACCUUCCCCUGCGGGGUGCAGGUGGAGCUCCGCUUCCUCUGGCUCUUCUCCAACGUGAUGUCCAUCGGCGCCAAGCUGUGGCCACCACCAGCCCACGUCACUGAUGCCUGUCUCCUGAUCUGCCAGCCCAGUGAGGUGGAUGACAUGGCCAUCCUGAGAGAGCGCUGCCUGGACCAAGUGGAGUGUUUGCUUACUUCUUUGUACAAGCAGGAGGAGCUGGAUUGUGUCUUCCCACUCUGUGGACUACAGAACAUCCAGACGGACGUGGUCCUGCAGUUGGAUUUGCAUUACACCAUACAGAGCACAAGCCAGAGGACUUGUGAAACCCUGCAAACAACCCUCCGGAAAUCUCUACUCGGGCAGUUUUUGAGCCAGAGAAAUCACUCCCAGCCAAAUGACCAGAGAACUCCUGUCUGCUCAGGCAGCAUGUGCCUCCAGGAUGCGGCAGCACUGAGCACGGACCCGAAAGAGCCAGCACCUCUGAGGACAGGUCCAGGCCACAGCCUGCCCAGCAGCAAACCCUCCAACACCAGCAGUGAGCCAGAAGAGAACGACGAGAGCGACCUGAGUGAGCUCUGCUCGGCGCUGCUCCGGGCUGGCCCAGGGCAGGACUGCCCCUGA
This is a messenger RNA of Chaetura pelagica (chimney swift), 1956 nucleotides long. Its product is annotated as mucosa-associated lymphoid tissue lymphoma translocation protein 1-like. The transcript has 14 exons. Gene Ontology annotation, molecular function: cysteine-type endopeptidase activity. Lineage: Eukaryota; Metazoa; Chordata; Aves; Apodiformes; Apodidae. Gene Ontology annotation, biological process: proteolysis. The record is from RefSeq and is a predicted model, not a curated record. Bases 1 to 1956 code for a protein of 651 amino acids.